This is a messenger RNA of Lethenteron reissneri (Far Eastern brook lamprey), 2438 nucleotides long. RefSeq names its product CUB and zona pellucida-like domain-containing protein 1. The record is from RefSeq and is a predicted model, not a curated record. Gene Ontology annotation, molecular function: calcium ion binding. NCBI's taxonomy places the organism in Eukaryota, Metazoa, Chordata, Hyperoartia, Petromyzontiformes, Petromyzontidae.
CCUACCACUCCCAGUGUGUGCCAGAACAACCCUUGUGGAAAUUGGGGUACCUGUGUGGAUCAGCCAUACGACUACCCCUACUACCGGUGCUACUGCAUCCCACCCUGGUCAGGCAGCAACUGCGAAUCUUACGUCACCACGACUACUGAGCCUCCUACCACUCCCAUGCCUCCUACUACCACAAACGGUGCGUGUCUAUCAUCCCCGUGCCUGAACGGUGGUAUCUGUGAGGAUCCGUGGUACUACCCCGACUACCUGUGCCACUGCAGCCCAGAAUGGUCAGGCCGGAACUGUGAAUAUUACGUAGGUGGAAUGACUACUACUACCGAGCAUCCUAUUACCACUGCCGGGGUUUGCCAGUGCAAUCCGUGCUACAAUGGGGGUACCUGUGUGGAUCAGCAAUACUACUACCCCUACUACCGCUGCUAUUGCAUGCCAGGGACAUCGGGUGCCAGAUGUGAAUAUGCCGCGGGGUGCUGGUUAAGACCAUGCCACAACGGCGGGACGUGCGUGGAUCUAGGGUUCCCCAACUAUCAGUGCAUCUGCAACUCGCGUUGGUCGGGCCUCGACUGUGAAAAUCCCGUUCGGGAAGUGGAGCUGAUGAACUGCACGUCGCGCUACAUGGAGCUGCAGAUCCCGCUGAGCGAACUGAGCGAGCUCGGCCUCUCGUCGUCCGACGUCCACCUGGAGGACCCCUCGUGCCGUGGCUCCAUCUCGGGGCAGUACCUGGUCCUGCACACCGACCUGCACGGCUGUGGCUCCACGCUGGAGACACACGACGACAACAUCGUGUACUCGAACACGGCCUACGGCUUCGUGGCUGGAACCAGAGCCAAGAAGCUGCGCAUCCCCAUGCACUGUUACCUGGGCGCAGAGGGAAGGGUCAUAGCGAGCUUCGCUCCCAGGGUGUACGACAAGUACAGCUCGGGCACCUUCGACCUGAGCAUCGCGAUCUACACCAGCCAGGCCUUCAGCCAGGCCGUCCGCGCGUACCCAUUCGAGGUGGACCUCGGAGCCCCGAUCUACGCAGAGGUGCUGCUCAACUCCUACGAUAACAGCCUGCAGCUCCUGCUGGAGACGUGCAAGGCUUCCCCGAAUCCAGGCACCGCCGACAGCGAGUCCUACGUCAUAAUUAGAGAUGGGUGCCAGGUGGAUCCUUCCUACACCACCUACUCCAGCGGCGACGAGAAGAGGCAGCACUUCAGCUUCCAGAGCGUGGAGUUCUUCAGCGGAUCCCAGGUGUACCUGGAGUGCAACGUGCGCGUGUGCAACAUCUCGGACGUGAGCUCGCGCUGCCGGCGAGGGUGCGUGCGGUCCAAGCGCUCCGUGCGUGACCUCGUCGGCCCGGAGAAUCGCGCCGAGCACAAAGUGGACCUCUCCCAGGGCCCCGUGCUGCUCCGCAAGACGCGCCAGGUCUCCGGCUUGAGCAGUUCGGCGCUGGGGUUGGUGUACGCGCUGGCCGCUGCUCUGACCGUCACUGCCGUCUGCGUGGCUGUGGUGAAACUCUACGGUAUCCGCUCCAGAGCCACUCAGUACGAACUCAUCGUACCGAUCGAUGACUGAGUGGGACAUGCACGGAUCCGGACAAAGAGUCGCCGCUCUCCGUUGGCCCAUAGAGGGGCGUUCGUUUAUUUUCAUUCUCCAAACCUUACUCCAAUAUCAAUGUUAUAAUCCCAAUCUCGAUCCGGGAGAAUCUCGCCGAGUCUAGAACGUGAUUUCACAGGGAGGGUUUCAGACCAAUGAGAUCUUCAUAAGUUGUGUUGCUCAGGGGAAACCAGGGUUUUGAUGAACGCACAUGCAUCCCGAGAAGAAUAUUCACACUCUACGCGGAUCGCUAAUCAAAAGCAGGGCUGUACUGCCCCCGCCCCCGUGGAUAUCACUUUGGUGGGCUCUCAACUCAAUAUCCUUGAGCCUCAUGGCUGUGUAAUCAAGUUGAACUCUUAAGCCACUUAAUCACGGUAGCGAGUUACAUCUAAUCAAUAAACAUCGAUUUAAAAUUAAUUAUCUACAGUGUACUUUUAGCUAUAGGUGUCUACAGACGAGUAGAAGUGUAGUGGCAGUAAAAAAAAAAACCUGACAGCCCUUUAGCACCCAUCCAUCACUGCAUCAACCGUGGACGUUGCUUGUCCAUAUUUUACCAUGCUAAUGUUACCAUGCUAAUGUUACCGAGCUAAUGUUACCAUGCUAAUGUUACCAUGCUAAUGUUACCAUGCUAACGUUACCAUGCUAAUGUUACCAUGCUAAUGUUACCAUACUAAUGUUACCCACGGCCUAGAAUUACAUUCAGGUUGCUUGGCUCGGAGCUCAAUUAGCCAACCACUCCACCACUGCUUGCCCCCACAUGUGUCGAUGCAGGUAAACGCAUUAUUGUUAUCACCUGUAACUCUUGUAUCACGAUUCAUAUAUUUUUGUGUGAAAAUAAAAUGAUUUUAAAAUAA